Trichoderma asperellum CBS 433.97 is the source of this 1512-nucleotide messenger RNA. RefSeq lists its product as uncharacterized. Lineage: Eukaryota; Fungi; Ascomycota; Sordariomycetes; Hypocreales; Hypocreaceae. The record is from RefSeq and is a predicted model, not a curated record.
AUGAUAUCCAAAAUUUCAGCACCUUUGUGCAAAUAUUGCCUGUGCAACUCAGCUCGCAUUGGCCCGCAAGUAGCGCGCCGAUACACCUCGCUGGCAAAACCCUCGACAAAUGAAGAUGAAGACACCCAGCCAAGCUCACGCCAAGAAAAUGAAUCUCAAUCUGCCGAUAAUGGCCGUUCUUCAACGUCAGAACCCGGGGCAAUGACCCGGAGACUGCAAGAGGCAACCGAAGAGGCGUUGUUCAGCGGCGGCUCAGCCGGCAAGCGUGCCGUGCAGGACGCAGGAUUCUCCGAAGAGUUGAAGGAGAAGCUGCUGAGCAAGAUUGCGGAUGCAAAAUUUCACCACGAUCAUUCGAGUGCUCUGGCCGCAAAGGAUCUCUCAUCUGCAGCUGGCGAAGGCACGAGGCAUAUUGCCACCGCUGCGCCAUGGACUGGUGAAGAAGACGCGGCGGAUACUGUGUUGAGGAUGUUGGAUGAUGCUAAAAAGCCUCUGAAGCCAGAACUCAGGGGCACAUUUCAGCCGCCGGUUGUUGAUCCUCGGAUAAAACGGACUCCUGUGGUGCAUCCUCGUCAGAGGGUGGUGAAUGCUCGGGAGAGAGCGUCGGUCUACGCCGGCAUGGGCAUGAAGGAGGAUAAAGGCUUGAGCGAUAAAGAGCGAGAAGAGAUGAGAAAGGAGUUUCAAUCGAGAUUCGAGCCAGCCGCACGUGUUAUGCCGGCAACGCCGUCUGGUUUGGCCGCGCUGGCGAACGAGCAGAUUGAGAAUGCCAUUGCCAGGGGCAAGUUCAAGGACAUUGCUCGUGGUAAAGGGAUAGAGAUUGAUCUCGCUAGGAGCAAUCCGUUUGUCGACACGACGGAGUAUCUUUUGAAUAGGAUCAUUCAGCGGCAGGAGAUUGUGCCCCCGUGGAUUGAGAAGCAGCAGGAGCUUGCGAAGACGGCACAUACGCUUCGCUCGAGGCUGCGGACGGAUUGGUUACGCCAUGCUUCGAGGAUGAUUGCCUCGAAGGGGGGGUCGUUGGAGGAGCAAAUGGCUAGGGCGGAUGAUUACGCUGCGGCGGAGAGGCUGCAUAAUCCUAAACAAGGGGCUGGAGCCAAGCCGGAACAAGCUUCUACACAGGGCGAUGGGCUGGACUUAAGGCCCUUACCGAGACCAUUUCGUGAUCCGGACUGGGAAAAGGCAGAACAUGCGUAUUUGAACCUGUCGAUAGAGCAACUAAACAGUAUCACGAGGAGUUACAACCUGAUGGCUCCCGAGUUGGCCAAGAAGCCGUACUUCUCUCUGCAGCGAGAACUGGAUGCCUGCUUCGCAGACGUUGCGCCCUUGAUUUCCAAGGAGAUUAAGGAUAGGGCUACGGCGCCGCGUGCUACUACGAAGCUGACGUCUAAGCCGUCUCCGUUUACGGGGGGCGGGAUUAUGGGUGGUUUGACGGGUAAGGAUAACGUGAAAAUUUAUGAUACGAGGGCGGAGCCGUAUGGGUUUAAGGAGUGGUGGAAGGAUGUGUGGAAGAAGGAGUAG